Messenger RNA from Penaeus indicus, 1443 nucleotides. RefSeq names its product dopamine D2-like receptor (gene Dop2R). Gene Ontology annotation, cellular component: plasma membrane. The record is from RefSeq and is a predicted model, not a curated record. Lineage: Eukaryota; Metazoa; Arthropoda; Malacostraca; Decapoda; Penaeidae. Gene Ontology annotation, biological process: adenylate cyclase-activating adrenergic receptor signaling pathway. Gene Ontology annotation, molecular function: dopamine neurotransmitter receptor activity, coupled via Gi/Go; G protein-coupled receptor activity. The coding region runs from base 1 to 1443 and encodes 480 amino acids. The transcript is spliced from 9 exons.
AUGAAUGUACGUGUGCGAGCAUUAGACAAAGGGCGUCCAGAACCCCAGAUCAAGGGUAUAACUACUGCACCUCAGGCACACUGGCUUACCACGCGAUCUCGUGAUUGUCUGACUAAUAUUACUUUAAUCAUUCUAUUGUGUGGGAAGUCUUACAGCAGUGAUUUCAUUUUCAUCUUCUAUUUGAUGUGCGGUCGCUGGGAGCUUGGCCCCAUUGUCUGUGAUCUGUACAUCGCAAUGGAUGUCGUCUGCUCCACCUCGUCCAUAUUCAACCUCGUAGCCAUCAGCAUAGACAGAUACACGGCCGUGACGAAGCCCAUCAAAUACGUCCACUCGAAGAACAACAACCGCAUCGUGGUGACCAUCGCCGUCAUCUGGACCGUGUCGGCCGCUAUCGGGAUCCCGCUCUUCUUCGUCAACAAGUACGACGGCUACAAGAAAGGUGACGAGCCGAUCGACGACUGCACCUUCGUCAACGCCGACUUCAUCCUCUACUCGUCCUUAUCCUCCUUUUACAUCCCCUGCAUCGCCAUGAUCUACCUCUACUACAGAAUAUUCAAGGCGCUAAAAGAUCGGGCGAGGAAGAAGAAACCCAAAGUCAGCGAAAUUAAAGCAGGAAGCGUUAUAGAAAACGUAGCACAAACCAGAAUGUUAGCGGAAACAACACUAGGGACAGAGAUGGUGCUGCCUCCUGCCAAGUCUACGGACCUCAUCGAGGAGGACAAGAACACCAACAACACCAGUAAUAGUCAGGAUGAAGAAGACGAAGAAGGUGACGUGGCGGCGGCGGCAUUACAAGGUGCGGGCGCUGAUAACUGCCAUAUCAUCAAGAACCCGAAGACACAAGACCUUGUGCUGACGCCACUCAAGGAGGAGAAAGAGUCGUCCGAGGGCAGCGCCGCCGUCCCCCCCGUCCAGUCCACCAGGAACGGCGCCGCCGAGGCCGUCAGGACAGCAGAGGGGGCCAGGGGGGGCCAGCCCGAACCCUCGCCUAGACAAGCCCUCCUCGGCAAGCAGAAAAAAGUCAAAAUCCAGUCGAAGAAGAACUGGCCGAGCACCACGCGAGGGGCGGAGGCAGCGGAGACAGGAGAGCUCUUGGAGAAGAAGGAUAAGAAAUCCUCCGCGCGCUUCACCAUUUACAAGGUCAACAAAGCCAGUAAAAAGAAGAGGGAGAAAUCUUCAGCCAAGAAGGAGAGAAAAGCCACCAAGACAUUAGCAAUCGUUUUAGCGGCAUUCCUCUUAUGCUGGGUGCCGUUCUUCACCUGCAACAUCCUAGACGCCAUCAGCAAGAAGACCGAUAAUAUAAAACUGCAACCAGGCAUGACAGCCUUCGUGCUCACCACCUGGAUUGGCUACAUGAACUCCUUUCUCAACCCUGUAAUCUACACGAUAUUCAACCCAGAAUUCAGAAAAGCCUUUAAGAAGAUUUUAGUGUGUCAGAGCUAG